This is a messenger RNA of Nicotiana attenuata, 2003 nucleotides long. Its product is annotated as TIP41-like protein. Bases 61 to 972 code for a protein of 303 amino acids. NCBI's taxonomy places the organism in Eukaryota, Viridiplantae, Streptophyta, Magnoliopsida, Solanales, Solanaceae. Gene Ontology annotation, cellular component: cytosol. The transcript is spliced from 9 exons. The record is from RefSeq and is a predicted model, not a curated record. Gene Ontology annotation, biological process: TOR signaling.
ACCAAGUUACUCGCCCUGAGGACCGGAGAAUUGAAACUUUUUGACUUUGGGCGAUCGAUAAUGGAGUGGGAGAGUGACGAUAAAGAACUAAAGGCGGCCGGAGCUGAACCUCUGCCGGACGGCCGUCGAGGACUCCGCAUUCACGGUUGGGAUAUCGAGUCUCGCAAGCUUUGCAUUCUCAAUUCUCUUCAUCUUCAACGAUGGGAAAAAGAACUUCAAACGUCUCACUUGCCGGAGAUGGUAUUUGGAGAUAAUUGUUUGGUGCUUAAACAUGUGAAUAGUGGCACAAAGUUUUUUUUCAAUGCAUUCGAUGCUUUAGUUGGUUGGAAACAUGAGGCAUUGCCGCCUGUUGAAGUUCCAGCAGCUGCAAAAUGGAAAUUCAGGAGUAAACCUUUGCAAGAGGUGGUGCUCGACUACGACUAUACUUUCACAACACCUUAUUGUGGAAGUGAAACUGUUGAAAGAAAUGUUGAGUGUGAAAGUGCAAUACCUGAUGAAGGCAGCAGCUGCAUUCCAUGGGAAGACUGUAAGGAGAAAAUUGAUUUGGUUGCAUUAGCAUCUAAAGAACCUAUUCUCUUUUAUGAUGAGAUAAUCUUAUACGAGGAUGAAUUGGCCGAUAAUGGGAUCUCAUUUUUGACUGUUAAAGUGAGAGUCAUGCCUAGUGGUUGGUUCCUAUUGCUGCGUUUCUGGCUUAGAGUUGAUGGAGUGCUUAUGAGACUAAGAGACACUCGUUUGCAUUGUCUAUUUGGGGAGCAUAACAAAUCCGUUAUUCUUCGUGAAAGCUGCUGGAGAGAAACCACAUUUCAGGCCUUGUCUUCGAAAGGAUACCCUUUUGAUUCUGCUGCAUAUAGUGAUCCAAGCAUCAUCGCUGAAAGGCUUCCCAUUGUAAUGCAGAAGACUCAAAAGCUCAAUAUUAUGGUGCCCUGUGCGGCAUCUAAACUGCUGUGUCGGAGCAACUUAGGUAUUUCCUAGUUCGUAGAGUUAUACUACUACUUAUUAUUUCUUUUGCUUAAGUUAUCUUAUCAUAUCGCUGUUGUUAUUAUGUUUCUUUUUAUUUUUCAUUAAGUCUUGGGUCUUCAGAAACAGCCUCUCAACCUCCAUGAAGUAGGGAUAAGGUCUGCGUACACACUACUGUCCCCAGACCUCACUUGUGGGAUUUCACUGUGUAUGUUGUUGUUAUGAUGUGAUGCUGAAUAUUUUAAGCCUUAGUUUGGUUGAUUUGGCAUGAAACUAGAGAUGAAUCACCCAUACUUCAUUUUCAUGUGUGGUAAUGAAUUACGAAACUUUCUGAGUGGUGCAACUAGUGACUUUCUGUUUAUAAUUUGCUGACAUCAUGUAGAACUUUAAAGUAAGUAUUUUAGAAGGCUUGCUAACAUUUGCUGAUUAGUAGGGGCUUAGAUUUCUAUUCAUCUGGAAUGUGAAGGUGAAGAAUGGGUCAAACUGACGUGUUGAAGUACUAGAGUUGAAAGCCAUUCAAUCUAUUUACAGUGUACUAUGUAACAUCUUAAUCGUGAACAUUGUUGACCACCAUCCCAAAGAAGAAGAAAUGAUGGAAGCAAAGGAAAAAAGUAAAAAUAUUCAUUUCCUUCUCUUCCUACAUUUUGUAACUCGGAAUUGGAAUUUCUGUGAAGGUUCCCUCUUCCCAUAGUGCUGGAAGACAAGCGUGUGUCGUUCCCUGCACUCUCUUUCACUCCCUUGCAAAUAUAUUGUAUCUUCAAAGCUUCAUCAGACAAGAAACGUCAAAGUUGUUGCUUUUCUUAUAACUUCUAGAUAAAAGUUGUCCAACUUCUUGUAGUAUAAAUAUGGUACUAUCAAGAUUGAAGAUCAUAAAUCAAAGAGAAGAUUAUAAAUAUAAACACAAAGUAGAGAACCUUCUGCUAUAUAUUUGAUGGAGAUUGUGGUGUUAAGUUGUUUCAGGUGCUGUAGGAACAAAAACACUUUAGUACAUAUCACACUUUUGGUUUCAUAUCUGGACAUGAGAAAAGCUUGAAAUUCUUGAUGUU